CCAAAUUAUUGUCCUUCCAAUGGGAUUUGAUCCAUCGAUCCCAACAACCAUUCAACUUUCUUUGAAGAGAUUGAAAUGCUAAAUUGCCAACCAUAAUUCUGCAAUAAAGAGUCUUCGAAAAGAAUAUAAAGAAGCAACAGCAUCCCAAGAAAAAGAAUAUAAAUCUUAAGAUGGCAUCAGACACAAGCCUGGACGCUGCACUGUUGCCAGAAACUUCGGAUAGACAAGAGGAGAAUACAAAAAGAAGCUGUUGGAGAAAAGUUUUAGAUGUAGAAGAAGCGAAGAAACAAGUCUUAUUUGCACUACCAAUGAUCCUUACCAAUGUCUUCUACUAUGCCUUUACUUUGGUCUCUGUCAUGUUUGCCGGUCACCUUGGUGAGCUUGAGCUUGCUGGUGCCACUCUUGCCAAUUCUUGGGCCACUGUCACCGGCUUCGCUUUCAUGAUAGGACUAAGUGGAGCACUGGAGACUCUUUGUGGUCAAGGAUUUGGUGCAAAAAUUUACAAGAUGCUGGGAAUUUACCUACAAGCUUCUUGCAUAAUUUCUUGCCUUUUCUCAAUUAUUAUAUCCAUUUUUUGGUUCUAUACUGAGCCAAUACUAAUCUUGCUUCAUCAGGAGCCUGCAAUUGCGAAAACAGCUGAUCUCUACAUUAAGUAUCUCAUCCCAGCUGUGUUUGCAUUCGGUUUUAUACAAAAUGUUUUGAGAUUUCUUCAAACACAAAGCAUUGUUAUGCCCCUAGUCUUGUUCUCAGGGCUGCCAUUGGCCCUUCACUUUGGCAUUGUUUAUACUUUUGUUAAUUGGACAAGUCUUGGUUUCAAGGGUGCUUCAUUGGCUGCUUCAGUCUCUUUAUGGAUAUCUUUUCUUUUCUUGGCAAUCUAUGUAGUUUGGUCAAAGAAAUUUGAGCACACAUGGGAAGGUUUUUCUUCUGAAUCAUUUCGUUAUAUCGUUACGGACUUGAGAUUAGCCCUACCAUCUGCAGCAAUGGUGUGUCUGGAGUAUUGGGCUUUUGAACUUCUCGUGUUGCUAGCAGGAUUGAUGCCAAAUUCAGCAAUAACUACUUCACUGAUAGCAAUGUGCGUAAAUACAGAAGCUAUUGCCUUCAAUUUUACUUAUGGCCUUAGUGCUGCAGCCAGCACAAGGGUGUCAAAUGAGUUGGGAGCUGGAAAACCUGACAGAGCUAAGAAUGCUAUGGCUGUUACUCUCAAGCUCGCUGUUCUUCUUGCUCUUGUGGCUGUCCUUGCUUUAGUCUUUGGUCAUAAUAUUUGGGCUGGUUUCUUCACUGACAGUUCUUCCAUGGUAAAAGAGUUUGCCUCAAUGACACCAUUUCUUGCAAUGUCGAUAGCAGUAGAUGGUUUUCAAAAUGUCCUCUCAGGAGUGGCAAGAGGUUGUGGUUGGCAGCACUUGGUUGUAGUUACUAACUUAGCAGCAUUCUACGCCAUUGGCAUGCCAAUUGCAGCCCUUCUUGGAUUUAAGUUUAAGUUCUAUGCUAAGGGUCUAUGGAUAGGCUUAAUAUGUGGACUUUCGAGCCAAUUCGCCGCCCUCCUGUUAAUCACAUUUCAUAGGAGAUGGACGAAGAUUAACAUUUCAGCAGAACGAGAUCAGGGUACUCUACGGUCUGUUUAACCAAAUCUCCCUGGAAAGAUGAUAUAAGAACCAGAGAAUCAGAGAUUACCUGGAUAGGCCACAAGGGCAAUAUGCAGUGAUAGUAAAUUUUUUGCGGAGGCAAUCUUUGAAUCUGAGAUGCUUCAGUUUUUUGAAUCAGCUUCAGCCAUUGUUUUCUUGAUUGUUCUCUUCAGAUAAAAGGGACAUUUGUGUUAGUUAUUAAGCUACUAAAAUAAGCUGCGAACAAGAUUAUAGUUGCUUGCAUGUAAUAUAAGCUUAAUGUCCAUCAAAUUCGGAUGGAGAAAGCGAAAUUUGCCCUAGUUUUUCAUUUUGAAAUGUUAUAAUUAUCCAAGCCUAUGUAAUUGCACCUUUGGAAAUUAGGGUGGUAAAACAAGGAACUUUUGAUGCCUUAAUGGAUUACCAUGUGUCCCAAGGAGCUUCCAUGAACCAAUACAAGAUACCUAGUUGCGUCAAAUCUAAGCAAGCCAUAAAGAUUUUAGAUUCCAGAGUGAUAGGAAAGUUUUUCAGCCAGAAGAACCAACAUAAUAAGUUGCAUUCAUUCCUAUGUUUUGUUUGAAGGAAGGAAAUUUGGCAAGAAGAACUAGCUUUUAUUUGUUCUUUUUAGUACUUUGCCAUUCUGGUCAAAAGAGAAAAUAUUACGAUAACCUUUGUUUUUUUUUUUUCCUUUCACAUAAGAGGCCACAGCGUGGAAAUCGAAGGGAUUGUAGAUGUUUGGAUUUGAACUCCAAACCAACCCUUGCAGAUGUCUUUUUAGAAUAACCAAAUAAACCAACGAAAUUAAACUCUAGGUUGUUCAAUAACUAGUUUUCAUGACUACAAGCUUUGAAAUUCACCUCCAAAUUAAACAGCUCUUUUCUAAAACCAAUUACCUUCCCUAAUUCUUUGGAAAACCUGAUGAAUGUUUGUGCUUGUAUGUGCCUAUAUUUGUUUCAGCUCAUGAAAAGAAAGAACCUGAAAAUAUUUCAGUUCUGCACUUCUGAUUGAGAUACAUACACAUUUCAAGGCUUGACAAAUAGUAGUACAUAUUUCUAAACUUAUGCCACUGGAAGGGGAAACCAUAUAAAGUCUAGUUGA
Messenger RNA from Durio zibethinus, 2696 nucleotides. Its product is annotated as protein DETOXIFICATION 19-like. The record is from RefSeq and is a predicted model, not a curated record. Gene Ontology annotation, biological process: xenobiotic detoxification by transmembrane export across the plasma membrane. Gene Ontology annotation, molecular function: xenobiotic transmembrane transporter activity; antiporter activity. Gene Ontology annotation, cellular component: membrane. Lineage: Eukaryota; Viridiplantae; Streptophyta; Magnoliopsida; Malvales; Malvaceae.